This is a messenger RNA of Engraulis encrasicolus (European anchovy), 2297 nucleotides long. RefSeq names its product zinc finger protein ZFP2-like. Gene Ontology annotation, cellular component: nucleoplasm. The coding region runs from base 251 to 2248 and encodes 665 amino acids. The record is from RefSeq and is a predicted model, not a curated record. Gene Ontology annotation, biological process: regulation of transcription by RNA polymerase II. The transcript has 6 exons. Gene Ontology annotation, molecular function: DNA-binding transcription repressor activity, RNA polymerase II-specific; RNA polymerase II cis-regulatory region sequence-specific DNA binding; DNA-binding transcription activator activity, RNA polymerase II-specific. NCBI's taxonomy places the organism in Eukaryota, Metazoa, Chordata, Actinopteri, Clupeiformes, Engraulidae.
CAUAACUUGGCUUCUUCGCCAUUAUACUGUAUGUCUUUUCAUUGUAGGCCUAUGGUGUAUGCAUUUUUGUUUUGAAAUGUUUAGCUAAGCUCUAGAUUCGGUAUUGCAGAUAUUUCGAAAAUGUCUCGUUUCAUUAUGUCCACGUUAAUGUCCCGUCUUAAACAUGUGAUUGUAAUUCACGGAAGAGCCAGGGUAGCCUAAUUUCUAGUGAACGUGCGAUAGGCAAGGCAACAUUGCAGAAAGCUGUUGUAUGAUCGUGGAUACUAGCAUGGAUUCAGAAUGUAGUGCUUGGGUUUUGAAGUCAGGGUUACAGGGAAAAGAAGUUCAGUUGCACCAAAUAUUGGAGUAUGAAGAACAAGUAUGCCAGUGCCAGACUCUGAGACCGCAGGUAGAAGAUCUCCAGAAGAGACUUGAGGAGAAGGACAACAAACUCAUUCAGGCGAACAAGGUAAUCAAAGCACUGAGGGAUGAGGUGCAGACACUGCAGCAACAGCUGGAGCAGCACAGACGGAAGUACCGAGAUGACGACACAAUUGGACAGAGACGUCAGCAAGGUCGGCGUGCAAGAGGAAAUGACAUCACUGCAUUGGGUUGUGAGAUCCCACCAAACGUCUUCCUGUCCUGCACUUCUGGAGACGACCCAACAGACACGCCAACAUCACCACAGGAACUGACAUCAUCACAAGAACUGGAGGAUGACUCGGCAGAUUUUCCAGCGUGUCCUGCUUAUGAUGAUGAUGAUGCACUGACAUCACCACGGCAACUGAAACUGCCUGUGCUGUCAGUGAAGCUACAAGACUGCCGUAAAAUGCUGGGGCCUGGCGGAGUUUUUAAGAUUCAACCUGUAGAGGAGAUCAGCGAUGAGGAUUACAAUCACGGCUUCAGAGGUUGUCAGGAUGACGACAGUGACUUUGACCCAACAGAUCGUGAAACUUCAGCUGUGAGGGAACAGAAGAGGCAGAGCAGAGGAGUCGGGAAAGUCAACAAAGCCAAAUCCAAAAAGUAUCUCUAUGACAAACGUUUUGCAUGUGCAGAAUGCGAAAAGAUAUUUAGAUUUCCAAACCAGCUGGCUCGUCACCAAAGAGUGCACGCCAAAGAGAAAAAGCGUAUCACUGCCAUGGCCACUGCAUUUGAUGACGUGUCCACUGAAUCUACACAUGAAAGUGCAUCCACUGACUCAAACAUCGCUGAGAGUCAACAGCCUUCUUUUGAAUGUGACGUCUGUGGGAAGAUUCUUUCUACCAAAACUUGUCUCAAAGUUCACAAAAGACUGCAUACAGGUGAAAUGCCAUACUCCUGCAAAGUUUGCGACAAAACUUUCAGGCAGUUAGGUGGACUCUUUUCACACCGGAAACGGCAUUCACAGGAGACUGGUGAAAAUCCUGUCAAAGUGAAAAAGAAAAAGGAUGUAGUGCACAAGUGCUCACUUUGCCCCAAGGAGUUCCCAUAUUUAUCAAAAUUAGAAAAACAUUUUAGAAUACAUUCAGGAGAGAAGCCCUACCUUUGUAGACAUUGCCCCAAGAGAUUCGGCAGUCAUUCGAAUCGGAAAAGUCACGAAAUUUUCGCCCAUACAGACGAGAAACCUUUUGAGUGUCCGGUGUGUAGGAUGACAUUCAAAACUAAACUUUGCCUUACAAAUCACGAGUCGAUACACUCGGGACUGAAGCCGUUUACCUGCACGUACUGCAACAAGGCUUUUAGACAGAAGUUUCAGCUAAAGAUGCAUAUAAGAAGGCACGUGGGAGAUAAGCGUCACAAUUGUUCGUUCUGCGACGCCAGUUUUGUGAAUCACAGUGACCUCAAAAAUCAUCAACGUCGACACACCGGCGAGAGGCCUUACCUUUGCUCCAUUUGCGGGAAGACCUUCAAUCACGCUCACAUACUGAAGACCCACCAGAUAGUUCACACUGGAGAGAAACCCUAUCAAUGUUCUGUCUGUGGAGAGAAAUUCUCCUACUUGCAGCCCUUGUAUGCGCAUGAGAAGAAAGUGCACAAUAUUGUUUCCUACCCGUGUCAAGUAUGUGGGAAGAGCUUUAAAUCAGAUCGAGGACUAAAAGGGCAUGGCUGUUUUCAAGGUCAGAAUAGGACUCAAGUAAAUAAUGACGAGGGGGUUGACGCAGUGAAGGACAUUGAGGGGAUUGAAGCAGCGAAGUGUAUCGAGGGGGUUGAAGUAGCACAAAACACUGAGGAGGUUUUAGCAGCAAGUUACAUCCCAGACGUGGAGAUGUAUGGUGAAGAAAUGACCUGAAGUAGUAGUGGGCGAUAUGACUAAAUUAAAUCGUGAAUUGUGAAAUCGA